Molecule: messenger RNA, 1123 nt
Organism: Cephus cinctus (wheat stem sawfly)
Lineage: Eukaryota; Metazoa; Arthropoda; Insecta; Hymenoptera; Cephidae
Product: SPRY domain-containing protein 7
Exons: 4
Coding region: 221-826 (201 amino acids)
Molecular function (GO): protein binding
Source: RefSeq, a predicted model, not a curated record
CUACUCCUACACAUUCCCACACAGUUGUACACAGUCAUCCAGAGGAAACAACGCGUCAGUUUCUGUGCUGUCAUAAAUGGGAUGCUGCUUGUUGCCCUACUAAAACGAAGAAGCUACAAGAGAUUAGCGCGUUGGUGAUAACUCUCCUUAUCUAGGAAACAACGAGCAAAAAGAAGGCAGAAUGCUUUACUGAAAAGAUUUUCUGUAAAAAUCAUCCAAAAUGAUGUUUUGCUGCUUAAGAAGUUGCUUCGACGGCCUCGGAUUUUCCGCAAGUCAAAUUCCAAAAAAGGAACCAAAUCCUAUUGCUUUGGACACUUCGCAUAUGGGACACGAGGUUGUCAUUGUCAAAAAUGGUUUAAGGGUCUGUGGUCGUGGUGCUGCCCUGACUAAUGCUCCAUUAGCGCAGAGCAAGAGUUACUUUGAAGUUAAAAUACAGCAAGGGGGAAUUUGGGCGAUAGGAUUAGCUACAAGAUCAACAGAUUUAAAUACAUCCAUUGGGGGACAGGAUGCUGAGAGUUGGGCGCUUAGCUCCGAUGGUGUCAUACGACACAACGAACAAGAAUUGCAUAAGAGUCAGAAUAUUAUUCAAGAAGGAGACAUUGUUGGUGUCUCGUACGAUCACAUAGAAUUAAAUUUCUACCUAAACGGAAAGUCAUUGGAUGCUCCGAUCAUGGGAAUAAAAGGAACAACAUAUCCAGUACUUUAUGAGUUAUUUAAUAAUCAUUUAGUGGAUGACGGAGCUAUAUUGGAUCUGAUUUUGGAAGAUUUUGCCUAUUCCCCACCGAUGGGCUUUGAAAAGAUAAUGUUGGAGCAGUCGUUGCUCUAGCAGAGUAAUUCUCGUAAGACUAAAUUACGUUAUCGCUUGAUUCAGUAUUUUCAGAGUAAAAUGAACAAAGGAAGAAUUACUAAAAAGAACAAAUACAUUACUCAUACUGAGUAACACACCUGAUCACCAAAACUAAGAGCGACAACUAAUGUAACUUAAGGCUCGAUGUUGCGUUGUAUAAUAACAAACAUUAAUAUUAGUAUCCAGAACAAUUUGUCAUAAUAAUAUAUAAAUGUAUAAAUAAAUAUAUCUUUGAUUAGACUUAAACAAUAAACGUUUUGACAAAAACAAACGGAA